Molecule: messenger RNA, 423 nt
Organism: Eurypyga helias (sunbittern)
Lineage: Eukaryota; Metazoa; Chordata; Aves; Eurypygiformes; Eurypygidae
Gene: CALML4
Product: calmodulin-like 4
Exons: 3
Coding region: 61-423 (120 amino acids)
Cellular component (GO): myosin II complex
Molecular function (GO): calcium ion binding
Source: RefSeq, a predicted model, not a curated record
AAGGAAUGUUUUUCCCUGUACGACAAGAAACAAAAAGGCAAGAUAAAAGCCUCCGACCUGAUGGCCGUGAUGCGGUGCCUGGGAGCCAGCCCGACGCCGGGAGAGGUGCAGCGACACCUGCACCUGCACCGGAUCGACAGAAACGCGGAGUUGGAUUUCUCCACUUUCCUGAAUAUAAUGUACAGGCAAAUGAAGCAGGAGGAGCCCGAGAAUGAAAUCCUCAGGGCCUUGGCCAUGAUAGACCGGCAGAAGAGGGGCGUUAUCACCGUUCCGGAGCUGAGAGCCAAGCUGACAAGACUGGGAGAAAAGCUUUCUGAGGAAGAAGUUGACGACCUGCUCAAAGAAGUCAAAGUUGGACCAAACGGAACAAUAAAAUAUGAGGAAUUUGUCCGCACGAUUUGCUUUCCUACAGUCGACUACUGA